AUGUUAAAUGAUUUUAAUAGCUGGCAGCUACUUAAUACAUGUACCCUAGUUUUUACGUAUGGUUAUGAAAAAUCUGAUAUUAUUUCUGCGAGGAUUGAGUCAUGUCGAGGUUGCUCCUUAAACCGCCUACCUGAAGUAAAGAAAUUUAUUAUGAACGAUGCUCCAGACUAUGACCGCGUCGAAGUAAAAUUCAUUAAUGGAAUGCCACCAGAGCUGGUGAUUAUUGGUGAAGAUGAAAAGGAAUUGGAACGCAUUCCCUUGUCUAAUCUUGAUAGAGAGGACUGCAACAUUCAACUUAAAAGCAGAGGUUUUGAAAAGAAAAAUACAAAAGAAGAAUUC
Molecule: messenger RNA, 339 nt
Organism: Brenthis ino (lesser marbled fritillary)
Lineage: Eukaryota; Metazoa; Arthropoda; Insecta; Lepidoptera; Nymphalidae
Source: the annotation of a GenBank genome assembly